AGAGGUCAAAACAUAACUCAAAAAUAAUAUUAUCACUGUGCUUUAGUUUUUGUGAAAUCUACAACUCUUAGCUAAUUUGUGGCAAAGAAUAAGUGAAAUUAUCAAUGCUUUCGCUGAUUGGGGAUAAUUGAGAAAUACAAUUUUCUGCAAUAUCUUUGAACAAUAAGAUGGUAAAUAUAAAAUGCGCUAAAAUCAAUCCUAUACACUAAAUAUUCCUUCCAUGGAAAAGAUAAGGAUGUUAUCAACAACGGAACUAUGGCAAGUGUACAAAAUAUUGCGAAGCAAGCCUUAAGGAAAUCAAUUCAAGAUAAACUUGGAUCACUUUCUCUUGAAAAUGUGCAGGAGCAAUCGAACAAUGUGGCUCAGAAACUGCUUUCAAUGGAAGCGUACAAAAACUCUAAGGUAGUAAGCGUUUACUUAAGCACAGCAGGAGAACUUAGCACCAUAGAAAUACUAAAAAGGAUGUUCAUGGAUAACAAGGAGGUUUUUGUGCCAACGUAUAAGGGUGAGAUCAUGGAAAUGGUUCAGCUGAAUGGAAUGGAUGAUUAUGAAAGACUUCCGGUAACGAAAUGGAAUAUAAAACAGCCUAAGAUUUCGGAUAAACGAAUCAAUGCUCUCUCUAAAGGUGGCAUCGAUUUAAUUCUGUUGCCCGGUGUAGCAUUCACAAUUGAGGGCGAUAGAUGUGGCCAUGGAAGAGGAUACUAUGACAAAUACCUCAAAAGGUAUUUUGAGCUAUUUCCUGAAAAAUAUGCAGAAAAUAUGCCGCUGGAGGAUAAAGCGAAAAAUGGGAAAACCAUCUUAAUCGGGUUAGCUUUGAAAGAACAGAUUGUAAAAAAGGAUGAGCUACCGUUAGAUGAACAUGAUUUCCCUUUAGACGUUGUUUUAUUCGAUGAAAAUUAGUGUAUCUGCCGAAUAAAAUGAAUUUUAAAUUA
Hermetia illucens (black soldier fly) is the source of this 932-nucleotide messenger RNA. RefSeq names its product 5-formyltetrahydrofolate cyclo-ligase-like. The coding region runs from base 256 to 900 and encodes 214 amino acids. The transcript is spliced from 5 exons. Gene Ontology annotation, cellular component: mitochondrion. Gene Ontology annotation, molecular function: 5-formyltetrahydrofolate cyclo-ligase activity. Gene Ontology annotation, biological process: folic acid-containing compound biosynthetic process; tetrahydrofolate interconversion. Lineage: Eukaryota; Metazoa; Arthropoda; Insecta; Diptera; Stratiomyidae. The record is from RefSeq and is a predicted model, not a curated record.